Penicillium psychrosexuale is the source of this 2292-nucleotide messenger RNA. RefSeq lists its product as uncharacterized. NCBI's taxonomy places the organism in Eukaryota, Fungi, Ascomycota, Eurotiomycetes, Eurotiales, Aspergillaceae. Bases 1 to 2292 code for a protein of 763 amino acids. The record is from RefSeq and is a predicted model, not a curated record. The transcript has 2 exons.
AUGGAUCUCGAUCAUGCCCUGUCCACCUUCACCUUCCAUCACAUAUUCUUCCCUCUGAAACUGCCACAGGAAGCUGAACAUGACCUAGUUCGGCUGGAGAACCACCUGGUCGCGGCUGUGAGAGAUGUGCUGCAAGAGUUCAUUCAGAAUGUCAGCCCCGAGUCCCAGCAGCGAUGGGACCUAGCUUUGAGUAUGUUGGUUACCUGGAUGAAGUUGCAUACCGAGCAGGGAAUUUUGCAGAGUGGCUUAGAAGAAGCUAUUUCGAACCUUAAAUCUACCAGGGCUAUUGCGUGUCACAUCAGAGCCCAGAACUGCGGAUGGGUCGCCUUUUACGAUGCAGAAAAAGACAGGGUUCUCGUCGACGCAUUUGAGGUGUCCUCGGAGGAUGGACCAGUACUAUCCUCUGGUGGGCUCCUACGUCGAUUCCCCGGAGUUGGUGUAGCUAUCUCGGCAGACAAGCUCUCUGACCCGACAUUCUGCUCCUAUCUGGCCACCGAAAUCACUCAUUUAGCAUCCGAGGAAGUGUCUGAGAUGCUGCCGAAAAGCACAAAAGCGGGAACCGAAGUGGACGAAAUCCGGGAAACAACCCAUCCUGGCCUUGUGACAGAAGGCUUGAUGACACAACUUCUGGCACUCGGUACACAUCAUGAAGAAAAGAGGGUUUUAAAAUGUGUGCGAGACGAGGUAAACUGGAAGUCUGCUUUAUUACCAUGGAGGCGGUCUCCAGCUUGGCUCGUCAUCCGAGUCGCUCUGCAGUUGGUUCUUCGGCGAUGCUUCAAUGAAACGGAAGGGCGCCUUCAUUACAAAAACUUCAUUCUGUACUUCAUGGCAACACUGGCGGCAAGACAAAAUCCGUUCGUAGCCUCCCAUGAACUUGUGGAUUGCUACGAAAUCAUGCGUGCUCGGAUUGGCCGGCGGAUCUACAAGCUGGAGGAUGAAGAUGAAGUCUUUCCAUUUGUUGCCAACCGUGCACAUUCCGCAAGCAAGGAUCUGCUUGUCAGAUUGAUGUCUAUUAAAAAGCAGAUCAAAAUAUCCAACCGUGUGAGGAUUCCGCUGAUCCCAUCAUCACCUUCGCAAGAUGAUGUUCACCAAUCACUGCUUCAUUGCAAGGAAUAUCUUCAAGCGGCGAUGCGUUCGUCGCCUAAUCAAGUAAAGCCUACAAAGUUCUGUCGAACUCACACAUCCAACUUAAAAUGGAGCAAUGACUUGCCCAUUCCGAAGAUCGGGUCGAUCAUGGCUCUCAGUGAAUUUGAGCAAUGGGUUGAUGGGCACCUACAGUCCUGGUUCAUCAAUCAACCCGCUUCGAAACAUGAAGCAGCGUGUCGUGAACUUGAAAAUACCAUUGCGCAGUACUUUUCCCUCGCAAAGCCGACGUACGUCUCCAACCCACAAGCCACGUCAGUUAUGAUCCUUGUAUUGUUGGAACUGUGGGUAGUGCUAGACAAAAUGGCUCUACGAAUCUGUCCUCUGAUGAACAGGUUCUCUCCUGGAAUCCCCGAUAACUUCCUCGAACCUCUACUACUUCCCAAGAUCGGUCAAAUGAAACGGGCGAGGGAGGUCGAGCAGUACAUAAAUGUGCGGCAUAAGGAAUCGGACAAAACCAACCCUAGCAUCUUCUGUGACCCAGCACCAAAUUGCUUUGGUGUUCAGUUUUUCAACAGCUCCGAGGAGCACCAAAGGCUCGAACGCAGAAUUGAGCGGUCUGCCAAUACAAUUAGAGCAGCAAAGCAAGCGGAAUGGGAGAGAUUAAAUGCUAAAUACGAAAGCCUAUGCGAACAAGAGCAGCAACUGCCGCAUUAUUUUGACUACAAUGACGAUGAUGAAUACGUUCACCUUCCGUGGGAUUGCCUAAAGUGUUCACUGAACAAACAAGCCGAAUCUAUUUCCAUUCACGUUCAUGAAUGGCCACUCCCAACAAAAGAGAUUGCACGAAAAACCGCUGUAUUCGAGCUCAAUAUUCCCAUUUGGUUUGCAUCAUGGCGCAACAGUACCUGGAAGGUCCUCCACGAGCUUGGACGAACGCCUACAGUGACUACUACCGAGAUGGAAGUCGGAUGGCUUGACUAUACAGAGAUCCAAAACUUCACCACGAAACGCGGAUCGAACAUUGUUCUGGCCUCAGAUACAAAAUCGUGGCGCAAAUCUCACUACAGAUCGCACAGAUUCCCUGUUUCCUUCGAUUCGGUUUGCAUCCCAAAUGGGCUUCACCUGCGGCUUUUCGAAAACACAAGAAUUGCCUGGGUGACAAUGCAGACCAAUAAACCGAGCGUCAAGAGCAUGUGCACCAUAUAA